Messenger RNA from Debaryomyces fabryi, 918 nucleotides. RefSeq lists its product as uncharacterized. The coding region runs from base 1 to 918 and encodes 305 amino acids. NCBI's taxonomy places the organism in Eukaryota, Fungi, Ascomycota, Pichiomycetes, Serinales, Debaryomycetaceae. The transcript has a single exon. The record is from RefSeq and is a predicted model, not a curated record.
AUGUCUAGCAUUAGCUAUUUAUCCAAUUUGAAUACUUUGUCUCAGGUGGCAGCCACCAUUCAAACAGAAAUGGGCAGUGACAACGAGAGCGAGGAUAUUUUUGCGGCCACAUCUCAAGAUAUUAAAAAUACAUCAUAUUUAAGCAGUCCAAUUUCAUCACCUUUGGAGAGUGAAGAAUGUUUUGGUGAGAAGAAUGUAAGAUUCAUUAAUUCGGGUGAAAGCCUUGAAUUGGUCAAUAGUCUCUUGUGUUUGAAACGCAGAAGAUACAGUUAUGGCCCUGGUGAGACCUACAAAAAUGUGUCAGUUCCUCGUUCAUUACAAGAAGAUAAAUGUUUAAUUAAAGGAUCCAAACUACAGAAUAACACGAAUUUGAAGAAACAGAAAUUUCGUAACUUCCAGAUCAAAAAGAGACAAGGUCAGGGUAGACCCUACACUAAUACUCUUAAAGCUAGAUUUUACAUACAUGACUCCAUUGAGGAGUUAUACUGUUACCUAAACAACAUUCCGUCAUUCAGAUUCCACGAGUCUUCUUCAUCCAAACAGAAAGUUUAUCACUCUACAAAAAGUUCGCCAAGACACCCUCAUUUCAAAACGAUAUGUUUCAAUAAUUUACCUCCCACUACAGAUCUCUUUGACAAACUAUGCGAGGCAUUCAAAAUUGAAGAAUUUAAAUUUGUUAGGAUCAACAGAAACGUUGACGGUAAGAUAAUCAACGUUGAAACUGUUCGUAAAACAGAUAGUACAAUUACCGCGGAAUGGAUAAAGCAGAACGUGUGCCGUCCAAGAUACAAAUCAAACAUGAAAAUUUCGUUGAUUAGAUCUAAUCAACCCAUGAAAGAAUGCAUCUACAAAGAUAAGAACGCAUUUGAGCUCGAUAUAGAGAACGUGUAUAAUAGUGUGGUAAAGAUUGUAGACUAG